CGGCAGUCGAGCCGCCACAGCGCCUGGUCUGGGCCGUCUCCUCCCGCGGGCGCGCCUGAGCCUCCGCGCCCCGCUGGCCGGGGCCCAAGACGAUGAUUCCGCCGGGGGAGUGCUUGUAUGCGGGGAGGAAGAGGAGGAAGCCCGUUCAGAAACAGAGGCCUGCCGUGGGGGCUGAGAAGUCAAACCCUUCCAAGCGGCACCGGGACCGCCUCAAUGCUGAGCUGGACCACCUGGCCAGCCUGCUGCCACUCCCACCUGACAUCAUCUCUAAGCUGGACAAGCUCUCGGUCCUGCGUCUAAGUGUCAGUUACCUCAGGGUGAAGAGCUUCUUCCAAGCCCUGCAGGAGCGGCGCCCACAGCAGCCGGCUGCCAGUGCCCCCCCACCAGGAGACAGAGGUCCGUGCGGAGGGUCCGCCGUGCCGGAGGGAAGGCUGCUGCUGGAGUCCCUCCGCGGCUUCGCUCUGGUCGUGAGCGCCGAAGGCGUGAUAUUCUACGCGUCAGCGACGAUCGCGGACUACCUGGGCUUCCACCAGACAGACGUGAUGCACCAGAACAUCUACGACUACAUCCACGUGGACGACCGCCAGGACUUCCGCCGGCAGCUCCACUGGGCCAUGGACCCCCCACCGGCAGCGUGUGGGCAGCCCCUGCUCGCAGAGACAGGAGAGGACGCCAUCCUGGGGAGGCUGCUGCGGGCCCAGGAGGAGGGCGCCAGCUCGCCCACGGAGUACUCGGCCUUCUUGACGCGCUGCUUCGUCUGCCGUGUGCGCUGCCUGCUGGACAGCACCUCGGGCUUCCUGACGAUGCAGUUUCAAGGAAAACUAAAAUUCCUGUUUGGGCAGAAGAGGAAGGCACCGUCGGGCGCAGCCCUGCCGCCUCGCCUCUCCCUGUUCUGUGUGGCAGAGCCGGUGCUCCUGCCUUCCGUGGCAGAGAUGAAGGUGAAGAGCGUGCUUCUGAGGGUGAAGCACAGAGGGGACAUCUCGGCCACGACGGACACCAAAGCAAAAGCUACUGGGAGUCUGUGUGAAUCAGAAUUGUAUGGAAAACCCAAUCAUUUAACAGGAAGGGGCGAUGGGGAAAACAGCAUUUCCGUGUUCAGGGCACCAGUGGACGCCUGCUGCUGGGCCCGGGUUCCAGCCCGGGUCCCCUGCCUGUGCCUCAGGGGCCGCCCAGAUCUCGUCUUUGACCCCGAGGGGGCUGCAGGGGACGGGGGAGGAGAGGCGCUCGGGGGGCUGCUGAGCGGCUCCUUGGGACUGAGGGAGCAGAGAGACACGUACAUGUCCAGCUGCCGCCUCGAGACACUAGGACCCACGAAGCACCUGAACUGGAAAUCCAGUCAGGACAGCGGCGCUAAGCUGAAGCUGGAGCCCAGCCAGAGCGACCCGUUCUCUGCACAUACCCCGCCCCAUGGCGCCUGCCUGCCUCACCCAGGUGUGCAGGGCACCAUCCAGGCCAGCAGCGCUGUGGCCUUCAGGAACUGCCCCGGCUCUCACCCCCCAAAACAUCCCCCAGGUGCCUGCGCCGGCCGGACCAGCAGAGCCUUGCAGGAUGGCCAUCAGGGCCAAAUGCACCCUCCUGCCAGCUGCCCCUUCCCCCAGGGGAGCCUGGACAAUGGGCACCCUCAGCCGGGAGCACAGUGUUUCCCACCAGGUGGCUAUCCCACCGAGGACAAGUUGCGAGGUGUCCUGAUGCCUAUGGGAGCCCUGUGUAACCCCAUGUCACUCGAUGUGCCCAUCAAGAUGGAGAGUGACUCUGGGCCCGAGGACGCAUCAGAUGGCUACUCUGUGUCCCCAGGCCAGGUGUGGCUGGGGGCCGGCGAUGUGGCCAAGAGACAGCUGGCCACUUUCCCGAGCAGGAUGCACCUGAAAACAGAGCCGGACUCCAGGCACCACCUCUGCAGUCCGCACCUGGGGCCCGGCAUGCUGGGGGCCCACCCUAGGCCCAGCAGGGAGCUGGCCCCGUUCCACCCCUCACGCUGCGCCUGCCUGGGGCCUCCAGCCCGCCUCUGUGUGCGGGGCCACCAGCCCCCUGCUCCGGGCUACGAUGGCAGAGCUCCUGGGGCCACGCCUGUCGUCAAGCGCGAGCCCUUGGACUCGCCCCCGUGGGCUGCUCCCAGCCAGGGUGGAGCGCCCAGGAUGUUCCCCGGCAGUGCCUUGGCGACGCGGAAGCCACCCAGAGACUCCAUGUGCGCGUUCCUGCCGUAGAGCGGGCGUUUCUGAAUGCUGACAUCUGUCCAAUACAGAUUUACCCCCUGGCGGGGACAGCAGGUGCAGGGCAAGAGCCUGUCCUGAGGGAGGCGCUGCAAAGCUGCACUGCAGCAGCUGAUUCUGUAUCUUGUGAAAAGUCAGCGAAGUUCUGAGAUGUGAAGUGGCCUUACGUCUGUGCGAGUCUGGCAGCACUGCACUCUGAGGGUUACAGGUCUUCAUAAAGCAUCCGAAGUGAGCCGUGCGGCCUGGCCGGCAGAGCUCCCCGUCCCAAGGGCGGCAGCGGGUGCCGGCCUAGCGGGAACCGUGCCCCCGGUGCAGCUCCCCGCCACCCACAUCCACGUCCCAGCUUCCCCGCCUGCGCUGUGAAGGCAGGUUGAUGCCCCCAUGGUGCGGACCUCAGAGAGCACACACCCUGGGUGUCCCGUGGCCGAGACAGCAAAUUAGAAAAAAAGCUCCCUGAGCUGUAGGUGACUGCGUGCCUGCUCCUGGGAGGAACCUAGGAGUUCCAGGCAGAAGAGCCUGUCAGCGCCAGCCCUGCGCUUCAUCACAAUGUGCAGCGUGUGUCCAGGACGCUGGGGUGAAGGCUGAGGCCGUGCCCAGGGUGAAAAUUGGCCGGAUAACAUCCUGUUUCUGCGGAAGUCUCUCUGGUGUUCUCAGUGGACCCCUGAAAUGGUUCACGCUGAGCUGUCGCUCACUACAUCACAUAACCUCGUUUACAAAGUCUGGAUUUGGCGGAACAGAGAAGCACACAAUGUAGAGAGAAGCGGCAGCAAGUCCAGCUGCCUUGCUGCCUUGCUGACUUGCUGACUGUCUACAGUUUUCAACUGAGAUUUCCAGUCAUCAUCCCAGGAAGAAUUAUUAGAGAAAAGGCAGACAGGUAAUGUUUUAUUAAAAAAAAAUGUAAAGCCUGACAGAUUCUGAGUGUAGGAAAUUUGGAUUCAAAAGCACAAAUCAGAAAGUAAAGGCCACCCACAGUCACCACCGAGAGAUGGCUUGUGACUGAGGGCGAAGUUCACACACCUUCUGGGGUGACCCCGCCCCAUGGGCGCAGUGAGUCCAGGACAUGACAGCAGGGGACAAAACCACCGCCGAGCAGAAGGAGGCUGGUUCGGGGUCCCUCGUGGCUGGGCCCACCUGUGCUGGGGUGGGAGACCCCUCCCCCAACAGAAGGGGCAUCUGUCCUCAGUCACCUCCACUGGGGUCUCGGGAGGCGGGAGCCCCAGGGAGGGGGACUUGCGGCUCCACGUGCUUGGCAGGGACUUGGUGUCAUCUGUGGCGUUGGGGUGUCAGUGUUCUGCUCCUGGGUCAGUGCUGAUGCUGUUUGGUGUGUGCGCGUCUGCCUCGUCAGACUCAGGACCGGGCUGGCGGGACUCGGUCUUCUAGACGCGUAGUUACAGCCCCCGUGCCCCACAGCUGCCUGCUCCGUGGGGGGCAGGCGGGGGCUGCAGGUUUCUCCCCCGGACUGACAGAGGAGCCCCGGGUGGAAGUGGUCCAUUUGUCACCUCCUGGGACUCCCAGAGCGUGCUCUUCAUGUCUUCCCAGCCCACGGGGGCCAGAGUGACACUGGUGCUGUGCUGUCCCCACCCCAGCCGCCAGUCUCCCCUCACCUGUGGUGACAGCAGCACAGCCUCCUGUCAGGGCCACCUGCUUCCCCCCCUCGCCCCGUGCUCCGCAGCCCUCUCAGUUCCCACACCGAGCACAGCACACUUUCUAGAUUCAAUCCCUAAGAUGAGGGGUGGUGGGUGGAAACCACCUUCCUUCCUUCCUUCCUCCCUCCUUCCUUCUUCCUUCCUUCCUUCCUCCCUCCUUCCUUCUUCCUUCCUGCCCCCCUGCCGCCCUCCCUAUUCAGACCAAGUGUCCAGCUCCUCCUGGGAAGACCCACACCGUCAGUACCCGUCAGCCUCUUUGGAGCUCCAGGGUAAAGACUCCCGCCUGUGUUUUCGCCCUCACCCUCAGCACCAGGCCCAGGCCAGCGCAGGGGCAGGUCGUGGGAUGCACCGAGCGUGAGGCCUGCCCUGCCUCAUCUCAGGGAGCAGCAGACAGGAGGCACCACGUGUGUGGAACACGUAACCAGGAGAACCCUGGACCGGAAAGACCGAAUAGAGAGACACCGUUGCGUGUUUGCACACUGUAGCCAGAUCCCAGCGUAACCAAGGAGAGCUGCAGGUGUGAGCCUCAUGUGAGGAGAAGCCUUUCUAGGGGGCACACAGCCGUCCCCGCCCGCGGGGGCCACAGCGCCGCGCUGUGCUGCCUCCUCCCUCAGGUUCACAUGCAGCCGUCUGUGCCCACUCUCCUGGGACCACCUGCACCAAACGAGUCACAGCUGGUGGGCGGCCGGGUCAUGCGUUGCUGAUGUAGCAUCUGGCCACCAGCUCUGCAGGGUCUACAUUCUGGAGAGGCCAUCAUGCUUGGGGCCCAGGUCCUGGCACGCCCUGGUCCCUUCUUCUGCUGGGUCGGUUGCAACAAAACUCACCCCAGUCAGCACUUUUGUUCUCUUACAGCCAUACCCCUCCUGAAAAAUUGUGUGGGGGAGGAAUGCAGAGGGUCAGAUGUGGUCAUCUCUGUAGAUGUGGCCAUUUCACUUUAAAAUGUCAUUAUUAGUACUAAGUACAGGCUUAUGUUUUUCUGUUGUCUAUAGCUUUUGCCUAUAUAGCUGAAAAAAUAUUAAAUAUUAUGUAGGAAUGGGAUGGAAAGGAGAUAAGUGCAAAUUAUAUUUUAUAUUUUUGCAGUUUCUACUGGAAGAAAAAAGUUUUCAAUACCCAGACUGACUUGUUGAAUUUUUUAAAACGGAUACACUAUAAUGUAACUUUUUGUACUAUAUUCUCAGUGCCUUUAGAAAGAGCUUUCAAAUUUCUGAUGCUAAGGUUUGUAUUAAGUUUGCAAUAUUGAUGUAAAAUAAA
Camelus dromedarius (Arabian camel) is the source of this 5107-nucleotide messenger RNA. RefSeq names its product aryl hydrocarbon receptor repressor (gene AHRR). The coding region runs from base 93 to 2204 and encodes 703 amino acids. NCBI's taxonomy places the organism in Eukaryota, Metazoa, Chordata, Mammalia, Artiodactyla, Camelidae. Gene Ontology annotation, biological process: xenobiotic metabolic process; regulation of transcription by RNA polymerase II; response to xenobiotic stimulus. The transcript has 11 exons. Gene Ontology annotation, molecular function: protein dimerization activity; nuclear receptor activity; transcription cis-regulatory region binding. Gene Ontology annotation, cellular component: nucleus; aryl hydrocarbon receptor complex. The record is from RefSeq and is a predicted model, not a curated record.